Molecule: messenger RNA, 1165 nt
Organism: Tyto alba (common barn owl)
Lineage: Eukaryota; Metazoa; Chordata; Aves; Strigiformes; Tytonidae
Product: deoxyribonuclease-1-like 2
Biological process (GO): DNA catabolic process
Cellular component (GO): nucleus
Molecular function (GO): DNA nuclease activity
Source: RefSeq, a predicted model, not a curated record
AUCAGUUUUAAGGACAUGGACAGUUUUCCAAGUUCAGCUACCAUUACUGCAUCCCUGAGGCUCAGCAUCCCUCCUGGCAGGAUGGGGACCGUGACGCUGGCACUGUCCCUGCUCGCUGUGGCUCUCCUGUGCCCAGCCACCGCCACGCUGCGUGUCGGUGCCUUCAACAUCCAGGCGUUCGGUGACACCAAGAUGUCCAACGAGGGAGUGGCGGGCAUCAUCGUCAGCAUCCUGCGCCGCUACGACGUGGUGCUGGUGCAGGAGGUGCGCGACUCCGACCUCAGCGCCGUCACCCAGCUCAUGGAGCAGCUCAACAGCGUGUCCUCUUCCCCAUACGACUACGAGAUCAGUGAACCCCUGGGACGGGACAACUACAAGGAGAUGUACCUCUUCAUCUACAGGACAGACACUGUCUCCGUGGUGGACACCUAUCAAUAUGAGGAUCCCCAGGACGUCUUCAGCCGGGCGCCAUUCAUCCUGAGGGUCUCAGCACCCCACACCAGUAAGCAGGGGGACAAGUGGCCCUGGGCACUGGCAUGGGGUGGCCGUGAAGCUGAUGUCCCUCUCCUGGCAGAGGUGGAGGAGUUUGUGCUGGUGCCACUGCACUCGGCCCCGCACGAUGCCGUUGCCGAGAUCGACGCGCUCUACGACGUCUACCUGGCCAUCGUCGACAAGUGGGGGACUGACAACAUCAUGUUCCUGGGGGAUUUCAACGCCGACUGCGCUUACGUCCAGCCGAGCGACUGGUCGGCCAUCCGCCUGCGCACCAGCGACAUCUUCAAGUGGCUGCUCCCCGACGGCACCGACACCACCGUGGGGAAGUCAGACUGUGCCUACGACAGGAUCGUGGCGUGCGGUGCCAAGCUGAAGAGAAGCAUCGUGCCAAAUUCAGCUGCCAUCUACAAUUUCCAGCGUGCUUUCCAGCUGGAGCAGGAGGAGGCCCUGGCAGUCAGCGACCACUACCCAGUCGAGGUGAAGCUGAUGGCUUGAGCUCCUCUUGCAGCCACAGACCAUGAUCCAGCUCCAGCUCCCACCACCACGCCCCGUGAAGGCGCUCCCCGCAGCCCCAUCGCUGAGCCCGGUGUGUGGGUUGCUCCACGUCCCGGUCUGGAGAAGGGUGGCAGCCGUCUGCUGGCCGUGCCCAGACCUCCCCCAAAAGUCCACG